Messenger RNA from Paramecium sonneborni, 1608 nucleotides. Lineage: Eukaryota; Ciliophora; Oligohymenophorea; Peniculida; Parameciidae. The record is from the annotation of a GenBank genome assembly.
UGCUUUCGUUAUAUUAUUUUUAUUAUGGAUCCCAUCUUGGCUGAAAGUGACAAACUUAUACAACUAAAAAAAUUUGAACAGGCAUUUACAUUGUUAUAACAAAAUGAAUCCAAAAUACUUCAGCAACAAUAAUAUCAAAAUCAAUUUCAUUUAAAUAUUGGUAUAUGUUACUUUAGACUCGGAAAUUAUAAAUAAGCUAUUUCUCAUCUUGAUUAAUGUGAUAAAUCAGAUCAAAUUCAAAAUAUAACUGCCAUUAAAUUUCUAUUAAUGUCAUUGAUUUAUGAUCAACAAUAUGAGAAAUGUAUGAAAGAUUCAACUUGUUUCUUAAAAUAUGACAAUUUAGAUAUACUGUUAAAUGUUUAUCAAAGUAGAGGUUAAUGUUUAUAAGAUUAAGGCUUAUUUUUAGCUGCCAUAGAAGAAUUUAAAAAAUCUAUAGCAAAAGGAAAUAAAAAUAAAAUUGAUAUUGCAUAUUGUUAUCUCUAACUUUGUGAAUUUUAAGAAGCAGAACAUUUUGUAAAUGCUUAUUCAGAAAGAGAAUAAAGUGAUAUUCUAGCUUAAUUAAUUAAAGCAGAACUCUUAUUAAAUACAGAUAGAAUAAAAGAAGGUGCUUAAGUUUUAUUUACUGCUUAUUAAUACUAUAAAUCCAAAUAAUUUAGCAUAACAGAUUAUACUCCUAAAGAAUUAGAAUACUUAGAAUCUAAAUUGAAUAAUUAAAAUGGAAAUUAUAUAGAAUCUUUUUAUAAAAAAACUAGAAAUAAAAAACUUGAUAAUGAUUAAAAAAAUACUUUUUUAUCAUUUGUUCAUGAAUUGAAUAAUAAAUAAUAAUAAGAAUUGUCAAAAUAAAUUGAAGAUCAAAUUAAAAAGGUGCUUUCAAAAACUUAAUUAUAAAAAAUGAAUGCAGAAAAAGCUGUUGAACAUUUAUUAGAAGAUGAAUAAUUUAAAGAUUAUUAUGACACAUUUAUUUAAUGUGUAGAAUCUACGUUUGAUCGUGCAAGUGGAUUUGUUAAUAGAUUUUAAAUCAAGACUGAUGAUAUUCUUAUUACAUUUGGACUUGAAUUAUUAGCAAUGGUUCCUCUAGUUGGAUAAACAGUUUCAUCUGUUUUAAAUUCUUUAUAAGCUGAAAUAAGAACUUUACAAAUAGUUUAAAGAUCAACUGCUUUAAUCUAAAUAGGUAAUACUUAAGAUGAAUUAACAUUUUUAAUGAAAUAAGUUCUUGUAAUUGUUCUUAAAGAUUAGGAAAAAUAAAAAGAAAUAAAGGAUCCUGAAAUUUCUAAAAGUUAUUAGAAUUAUUUAAGAGAUUUCUUAAAUUUGAAAUUAUAAAUAAAAAAGUAAAUAAUUAAUCAUUUAGAUGAUAUCUAUAUAAAAGAUAAAAAUAAAUAAGAAUUAUUAGCAAUAAAAGAUGCAAGUGAAUUAUUAGGAACCUACUUUAGUUCUGGUUAUUUGUCUUUAUUUGAAGAUAAAGAUGAAGAGAUGUUUCCAUAAAUAUGCGCUGAAUUUGUAUUAGCAGAAGGUGAAAAAAAAGUUGAAUUAAGAAAGAACGUUUCAAAGAAAAUUGAAGGAUAAAAUGAUAAACGAAUUAUUGAGAGUAAAUGUUGUAUGAUUUAUUGA